AUGGAUAAGGGCCGCCCCGAGGCCCCCCUGGGGGCCCCCGGGGGGCCCCCCGGGGGCCCCCUAGACUCAUUUGUGGCUCGGGCUAAGGCAGCUAGGGGCCCCCAGCUGCUGCAGGUUCUUCAGGAGGCCCUGCUGCACCCCGACCUCUUUAUUUUCGGGGAGCUGCUGGCCCUAGACAAUGUGCAGCAGCUAGGCGGGCCCCCCGGGGGUGAAGGGGGGCCCGCUUUGGAGGGGCCCCCGGGGGGCCCCCCCACAGAAGGGGGCCCCCUGGAGGGGGGCCCCCGCAUGCUGUUUCUGCUGCGUCUGAUGGCAUCUGGGACAGUCAAAGACCUCGUGGAGAGCCUCGGGGGGCCCCUGGGGGCCCCCGUACCCCCCCAGCUUCUUUACAAGCUGCGGCUGCUAACUAUAGUCUCCUGGGCUUCUGUGUCUUGCUGUAUUUCUUUCAAAGAGCUGCAGGGGGCCCUGGAGGCCCCUGGCUGUUGCAGCGCAGCAGCAGGGCUGCUGCAGCAGGGAGGGCCCUCCGGGGGGCCCUCCGGUGGGACCCCCGGGUGGGCGCAGCCGGAUGAGGGCCCCGCAGGGGCCCCCGACAGCAGCAGCAGCAGCAGCAGCAGCACCGCAGCAGCAGCAGCAGCAGCAAAAGAGUGGCUAACGGAGUCGGAAGUGGAAGAAAUGGCAGUUACUUGUUUGCGUUUGGGUUUGCUGCGGGGGCGUGUGGACGGGGAGCUGGGGUGUAUAGACACCUGGGGGGCCCCCCUCCGAGACCCCACAGAAAAAGAUAUUGACCCAAUGUUAUCAGUUUUAAAAAGUUUCCAACACAAAGUCUCCCACAUUUUGCUGCUGCUCAACACUGCCAAACAAAAUAUGCUGCACAUCAAGCACCCCUAA
Messenger RNA from Eimeria tenella, 885 nucleotides. RefSeq lists its product as uncharacterized. Bases 1 to 885 code for a protein of 294 amino acids. NCBI's taxonomy places the organism in Eukaryota, Apicomplexa, Conoidasida, Eucoccidiorida, Eimeriidae. The transcript has a single exon. The record is from RefSeq and is a predicted model, not a curated record. Gene Ontology annotation, cellular component: COP9 signalosome.